AUGGUUACCCCCAGCUCUUCGUCGCUUAACAAGCAUGUCAUCCAGGAGGAGAUGAAAAGGAAUAGCGACUCCGCCUCCUUUUCCAGCAACGAGAUGACGACGCACACUUCCUCUCAGUCCCGGACACAGUCCUCCUCCGACGUUCGGACCAUGUCUUCUUCCAACCUCAGGACAGUCUCCUCCGGUCAGAUUCAGUCGUCGUCCUCAUCCUCAUCCUCAUGGAUGCGAGGUGUCUCCGAAAUGGCUCAGUUCGUGAAGAGCAAGAUCGUUCGCGAGCUGGAGGAUGUUCCCAAGUCCCACUUCGAGAAGAUCGACCUCGAAACGUACCUCGAGUACAUUGGUGACGAGCGCCUCAUUCAUAUGCCCUCGAAGGGCAGUCAAUGGGAUCGUGUAUUGAAAGAGGCCGAGUUCUUCGGUAUCCAGUUGGAUGACUUCGCUAGCAACCUCAGGCAGGUUAUUCCUGAGUGGCAGAAUGUCCGGAACACUGCUCUGGCGAGCUGCUACCUCCUACUCGAGCUCGGCUGUGACCAAGCCGAGGCUCUUGAGCCCACCUUCAACGCCUUCUACGAGCUCGGUCUCCUGUUGGCGCACACUAUCAGAUUGCAUGACAUGUUCUCUGCAAGCGAUGCUAUCAAGUCCGACCUCAGCCGUAUCUUUUCCAAUCUCGUCCACCUCGUCGGAGAUGUCGCCGUCUUUUACAGACAGCGCAUCAGCCGUCUGUACAGCGGCUCGGUCACGAUCGACUUUGACGCCGAGUUCGGCAGCCAGAUCUCCGAGAUUUGGUCCUUGAAGGAGCACCUCUUCAACCACAUGUGGGCACACAAGCUUCGCAGCAAGCAGCAGUCGCUAGACAUUGCCACCCUGCGUCAGCACCUGCUCCCCUCCAAGGAGUCGGUCAAGUCCUUUGUCUACGGCCGUGUUGCCGACCGCAAGCUUCGCGUUGACGGCACCUGCGAGUGGAUCAAGCACGACUUGGGCGAUUUCCUCGGAGGUGAGGAUGACAUCUUCACCAUCACUGGUAACGAGGGUUGCGGCAAGAGCAUGCUCGCCGCCUGGGUAAGGCAGAGGCUCGAACGGCCAAUUAACCGAGCCCAGUUCGAGACAAUCUCAUACACCUUCUCCAGCGAUAUCCCUGAAGAGUCAUCACCCAUCGGUCUCCUGAAGAGCUUGCUCUCUCAGCUGCUCGAGACUAAUGUUGGCGAUGUCGAUCUUUUCGAGAGGCUUGGUGUCAUUUUUGACCGCACGCCGCCUGGCGAGAACAGCCACAAGCUUGAGACCGAUCUCUGGGAGUCUCUCGAGUUGAGUCUGGCCGCCAUCAACAAGAAGACCAACCUUGUACUUGUCAUUGACGGGCUCGACGAGAUCACCGGCGGAACCCAGAAGGCGGGCGACCUGCACAAGCGCCUCCACACCGCUCUCAAGAAACACUCCAACAUCCAAGCCGUCACCUUCUCUCGCCCCAUCUCCCACCUCGGUGGUAGCGGCUGCAAGCACUUGGUCAUCACCCCAGACCACAUCCGCGAUGACAUCGAGUUAUUCCUUGCCAACAGGCUCAGGCGCAACCCCACGUUCGCUGCCGAAAACGAUCAGUCCAAGCGCAAUAUGAUCAACCAGCUCGCUGACCAGGCCAAGGGCUCCUUCCUGCACGCCUAUCUGUCAAUCAACCUACUCUCGACAGGUUUGAGCUUCAACUCAUUCCGAGACACCAUUGCGCAGUGCAAGUCUGACGUGAAGCUUGUCAUCGGAGAGCUGAUGAAGAAGGUCAACCUGAAGGAGGAGUACGGCGAGAGCAAGACCUACAAUCUUUUCAUCUACAUGAUCGCCGCCCAGCGCCCGCUCACAAUGGGUGAAAUGACCAACCUCAUGGGGGUUUCGAUCUCCAAGCGCUCGGUCUCUCCUUCGGCCGAUAUCUGGGGUCCUAUCAACAACACUCAGGGUCUUGUUGUCGUCCAUAGGGGUACUCUGAGAUUCAAGCACUCCGUCGUGAGGAAGUAUGUCCACAGCCUGUGUGGAAACGCCCUCAUGAGCAUCGAGGACACUCAUCGUCAUCUCACCAUGGCACUCAUGCUCUUCGCCAAGAUCAAGUUCACCCACUCCUACGAACCAUCCCUUGAGCCUCUUACCGACGACGUUGUUCAGAACUGCUUCCACUCUCAUCACAUCGUUCGUUACAUGAUGCAGCACUGGGUUUCCCACUUCCGCUCAUCCUCCCUGCACGACCAGAAGGGCAAGCUCACCCUUACUGCUGAGUUCAAAGAAUGUUUCCCCGAGAGCACGUUCUUCUCCCUUCUUGAGUGGUCCCACUGGCAGACCCAGUUCCCACUCAAGAGAACCAUUGAGAUGCAAGACUUGACUCUUCGCAUUCGUUCGGCCUGUUUCGGAGAGAAGCACCGCUCUUACCUCCAGAACCUCAUCAUCCUGGGAAACCUCCACAGACGCACGAACGACCAGACCUGCGCCGCCGAGUUCUUCUACAAGGCUUCUUGUGUUGGACAGGUUGUGCUCUACAAGUUCAGCCCUCUGGUGAUCUCCUGCUCCAACUUGUUCCUCUCGUGUACCGAGAAGAUCACCAUCACCACACGGACCACCACCGUCACCUACCGCGAGGAGAUGAUCAAGUACAUGAUCGAGAUGCACAAGGCCAAGAGCGGCAAGACCAGCGACGCUGUUAUCGGAUGGUACAAGGCACUCGCCAAGCUCUACAUCGAUAUCAAGGAAGAGGAGUCGGCAAUGGAGCUAUACAGGGAGCUUCACGCCAUUGUCACCCUCCGCUUUGGCAAGGGAUCCAAGAUGGAGUCCGAGAUCGCGGAAGAGGUUUCUGGCAUGACCAUUGACCUUCGAGGAAAGGGCGGCAACAACACCAAGCUCAUUACCCGCCACACCGAUCUCCUCUUUGACGCUGCCGAGGAGAUGUCUUAUACAGAUAUCCGUCGCAUCAAGAUCAUCCUGAGUCUUGCUCGCACUUACGAGUCCGAGAGAAAGUUCCUCAUGACCGAGAGGCUCUAUGUCAGCCUGUGGCGCUCCAUCCUGGAGGUCUGCCGUGAAAAGAGCACGACAGAGUUUCAGAUCGAGAAGCUCAACAUCGCCAUCGAGUACAUCCACUUCCUCAAGCGCAUCAAGCGGAACGAGGAGGCUUGCAACAUUCUGGUCUGCCUGUGGGCCGAGUACGAGCACCACACAUCUGAGUCCGAGGUCAUGGCCAUCCGCUUCAAGCAACUCGCCGUCAUCGCCAAGUCUUUUGGCAUCGUCAACGUCUCCAUGUCCAUGCUGAACAGAGUUUGGGGCUACUUUAAGUCGAAGAAGAACAUCGAGCACGAGGAGGCUCUCUCCACGGUGACCAUCAUGACAGAGGUCGUCGAGGAGGUCAUUGAGACUACCGUGGAGACCAAGACCACCACCACUGUCGUUGAGACUGUCACCAAGGAGGUUUUUGAGACUACAUACAACCGCUGCAAGGGCGGCAAGGUCAACAAGGGCUUCUUCAGCUCUUGUGUUGCCUUGGUCAACCUCUACUUGAGACAGGAGAACUGGGCUGAGGCUGAGGUCAUCACUCGCAAAUCCCUGGAGCUCUCCUGGAACGGUGUCCUGACCGCCGAUUCCAAGCUGACCAUCGAGGGAGAGUUCGUCUCGGAGCGGAUUGCCGUCGCCAAACGUCUUGCUCUUUGCUACCACAAGCAGAGACAGUUCGACAGGGCCGAGGAGAUUUACCUUCGCGUCUUCAACGCCUGCUUCCACUCUCUUCGUGUUGAGGACCACUGCGUUCUCGAGGCCGCUGUCGGUCUCGUCGAGUUCUACGAGGAGUACCACCGCCACGAGAAGGUCAUUGAAACCUACAACCGACUUCUCCAGCACUACCGCAAGAACCUCAAGAAGGAUCACCAGCUCACGGUGCAGACGCUGUACAAGCUUGCAGCCGUCUACCUCAAGCUCGGCCGCAAGGAGGCGUACGACUGCUACCACGAGAUUGUCACCAUCUAUUCGCACGAUGGCUGUGUCCAUGCCGCCGGUCUUGAUGCCGCGAUCAUCGUCCUCAACCACUACCACCUAGAGAAGCGCUGGUCUGAGCUUCAGAAGAUCUGCUCCUCUCUGUGGUCGACAUUCACCCACCACCGCGAGAUCAAGUUCACCGAGGAGAUGGUCGAGCUUAUCUAUGAGCGCUACCGCUACGUCUUGGAGUUCCACGCCAAGACCGAUUUCAACUUCCGCUACAAGCUGACGAUCGAGUACCGCGACACGGUCACCAAGGUAUUCGGUGCCUCCUCUGCUAUCGUCAUCAAGGCCAUGAUCGCGCUUGCUGAGGUGUGCGAGGGCUCCGAAGAGCACUACCAGGAGUCUGUCCGCAUCUACGAAGAGGUCAUCACCAGGACGAAGACCACUACCGUCGUCACCGAGACCACGGUCAAGACGAUGAAAAAGCGUCUGUCCAAGCUUUACGUGACCGUUGUAACCACUGGCAAGGUUUCAACUACGGCAACCGUCGAGCGCGCCAUCGCGGUCAGCGUCGAGAUCUACGAACAGCUCAGGAUCGAGUUCGGCUGGUGGCACGAGACUACUCUUGCCAAGCUGAAGGAGAUCACUUUGCUGUACAAGAAGCUCGGCACCAAGGAGUCCCACCUCGCCAUCGUCCAGAUGCUGCAGGCCUCUGUCAUGGAGAUCAUCUCGACGGUCACCAUCUCCACGACUCUGCACUCUGCCGCCACUUCGCUGGCCCAGAUCUACAUCGCCUCCGGUAUGGUGCGUCACGGCCACGACCUCGUCCGCCAGCUGCGCUACGUCCUCCUCUUCCCCGGCUUCGAGGGCGGCGAGAAGGACGUCAGCAUCAAGAUUUCCCGCAAGACGAGCAAGGUGUCGCUCGUCUUCCUCAUCUCCUUCGAGCAAGCCUUGAACGUCGAUUCCAAGGUGUCGUACAGCUUCUCCGAGAUCAUGGCCGAUGUUCUCCUUGAGACCAUCCUCUACGAGCAGUACCUGUCCGUCAUGUCUAGCUUCACCGAUAACAGCAACAUCGAGGUCGUCAUCGAGCACGCCGCUCGCCUCCGCUUCGUCUGGGAGUCCCGCGGUCGCACCGGCUUCGUGUCGGUCCUCGACAAGAAGCUCUUCUCCCUGUUCACGUCGAGAUACGCCAAGUUCCUCGGCCCUGCGACCAACAACCAGGCCGGCUCCGACUUUUACGUCGGUCUGCUCCGCGAGAUCGGCGAGGGUAUUGCCGCCGACAGGGACGCCAUUGACUUUGGUCUCGUCUCCUGCAGGGCCGCGUACAGCGUCACCAAGAGGUUCAUGGAGAAGGAGAAGGACACCCCUAGAGCCCACGAGGUUGCCAAGGUGGCUUUCAGCUUUGCCAACUCUCAAAAUUUCUACUCUGCUGGACGCAACUAUGUCUGGGGCUACCGCCUCGCUGAACUUCUGGCUGGUAUCAACGUAGAGAGCUGGAAGUCUGCAGACAACGGUACCAAGGAGUCCUGUUUGUCUACCAGCAGGAACAUCAUGCAGUUCGUACUUACCGCCCUGAAGGAGCGCAAGGGAUUCGAGUUUGCCACCUCCCAGCCGGAAGACGUGCGCAGCCUCAUCUACCUUCUUGGCGAGCAGAAGAACUACACGGAACUCGAGAACCUUCUCACUCUGCUCUGGCGGUCCAGAGAGGUCCAGCGCACCUGGUACCCCGACACGGUCCUCAACAUUGGCUCCCUGCUGGUCAACGCGCACAUUUCAGCCGGACACCUCGACCAAGCCAUCACCCUCUGCGACACUCUCUACUACAACCUCCGUCAAUCCCGCGGCGGCUUGGACGCGCAAGCCCUCGACUUCGCCAAUCGCCUGUGCCAGCUCCUCCGCCGCGCCAAUCGUCUCCGCGACGCAGCCCGCGUGCACCAGGACGUGGUGGGCGACCUGGACGAGCAUCUCCUCGCGACACGCGGCUCCGACAAGGACGAGCGCCUGCGCGCCGCCGCCGACGCGCACCUCGACGGCAUGCGCAGGUGCGGCUGGGCCUCUCGCGGCGACAGCGUGAGGACGACGAGAGACGUGUACGGGCGCCUCAAGGGGUACGGCAAGCUGAACACGCAGCCGGUGGAGAACUGGGCGCCGCUGAGCGCGGCGGACGAGAAGAGGGAGGUGAACGCGGCGGUGAACUGGCAGAUGGAGUGGAAGCUGAACGGGCCUGAGAUGUCGAGGCCCGGUAUGCAGAAGAGGCCCACGAUCGCGUCGGCCAAGGAGAGGUGGAGGUGCUGGAGUUACGGGUCCGGCAUGGAGGUGCCGACUAACCAGACGGUGUACUGA
Molecule: messenger RNA, 6273 nt
Organism: Colletotrichum karsti
Lineage: Eukaryota; Fungi; Ascomycota; Sordariomycetes; Glomerellales; Glomerellaceae
Exons: 4
Coding region: 1-6273 (2090 amino acids)
Molecular function (GO): protein binding; ATP hydrolysis activity
Source: RefSeq, a predicted model, not a curated record